Tyto alba (common barn owl) is the source of this 3245-nucleotide messenger RNA. It is a transcript of the gene DUS4L, whose product is annotated as dihydrouridine synthase 4 like. Gene Ontology annotation, biological process: intracellular protein transport; endoplasmic reticulum to Golgi vesicle-mediated transport; tRNA processing. The record is from RefSeq and is a predicted model, not a curated record. NCBI's taxonomy places the organism in Eukaryota, Metazoa, Chordata, Aves, Strigiformes, Tytonidae. The coding region runs from base 420 to 1367 and encodes 315 amino acids. The transcript is spliced from 6 exons. Gene Ontology annotation, molecular function: tRNA dihydrouridine synthase activity; flavin adenine dinucleotide binding. Gene Ontology annotation, cellular component: endoplasmic reticulum membrane; endoplasmic reticulum.
UCCGGCCGGGCGGGCAGCGGGGUGUCCGGGCCGCAGCCGGCGCUGUGCGCGGGAGGGCGAGGGGCAGCGGGCCGAGGCUGCAGCGGCGGCGGCUCUGGCCGGAGACUUUUCUCCGUGAGGCCUGGGGGCCGGCGCUGCGCUGAGGGGCUGGGCUGGAGACCCCGUCCCGUCCCGGGCUGGGCGCCGUAGGGAACGGAAACACAGCGGUGUUACAGCGGGGCGGCCGCCGCGGGGCCGGCGUUCAGAGCUGCUGGUGGCAAAAGGCUUGUUCUGCCACUGCAAGUGAUGGACUUCUUGCAGGACGCUUUACCAGAAAGCAAGUCCACUUUAAUGCUUUGCUGCAGGGCUUAUGAGAAAUAGGUGAAUUACACGCAAGCACUGUUUGUUUUUCCAGAUGCAAAAAGGAUUGUUAAUUACACAUGAUUGGUGACAUCGCAGAAACUACACAAUGCCAACUAAAAGAUCCCAUGGAUUUGUUUCAUUCUGGGCAAGUUGUAAAAAUAUGUGCCCCUAUGGUCCGCUAUUCAAAGCUGGCUUUCAGAACCUUGGUUAGGAAAUACAGUUGUGAUCUGUGUUACACACCAAUGAUAGUGGCAGCUGAUUUUGUGAGAUCUGCAAAAGCUAGAGACAGCGAAUUCACAACAAACAAAGGUGACCAUCCAUUGAUUGUUCAGUUUGCUGCUAAAGAAGCACAGGUUUUGUGUGAUGCUGCCCGUAUCGUCUGUCCUUUUGCAGAUGGAAUAGACCUAAAUUGUGGCUGUCCUCAGAGAUGGGCAGUGACAGAAGGUUAUGGUGCUUGCUUAAUAAAUAAACCAGAACUAGUUCGAGAUAUGGUGAGACAUGUACGGAAUCAGAUUGACAACCCUAGAUUUUCAGUAUCUAUUAAAAUAAGGAUCCACGAGGACUUAAAAAAAACAGUUGACCUCUGUCAAAAAGCUGAAGCAACUGGAGUUUCAUGGAUUACAGUACAUGGGAGAAGCGUAGAAGAAAGACAUCAGCCUGUGCAUUAUGAUGCAAUUAAAAUAAUUAAACAAAGCAUGUCUAUACCUAUUGUGGCUAAUGGAGACAUUAAAACUUUGAAAGAUGCUGAAAAUGUUCAUCACUUGACAGGAGCAGAUGGUAUAAUGGUGGCUCGAGGACUCUUAGCAAAUCCAGCUAUGUUUGCAGGAUACGAAGAGACACCUUUGAAGUGCAUCCAGGACUGGGUUGACAUUGCUCUUGAGCAUGGAACUCCUUUUACAUGUUUUCACCACCAUUUAAUGUACAUGAUGGAACGGAUAACUUCAAAACAAGAAAAAAAAAAUUUUAAUCUUUUAUCAAGUACCUCAGCAGUACUAGAUUAUCUGAAUGACCAUUAUGGGGUGUGAUAACUGGAAGUAUUUUAGUUCUGUGUAAACUUGUAUUUUGCAAUUGUCGAUACACUGUUAAAGUUUUAAUUGGGCUCAUACUUUGUAGUCAGAUUCAUAUAUUGCAUAAAUAUUUUCAGCGCAGCAUAACAUUAUGAUCAGGGUGAUACUUUAUAUUUUCAGUAUUUUUAUGUUAAUGUUUUUAACUCCAGAAAAUAUUCCAGAUUCCACAAAUGUGGAAAUCUAUUUACAGUGUACUACUUCACAGAGGAUGGAUCAUUGUAAGACUCAAGUAAUUUAAUUUAUUUUUUCACCAGACAGUUGCUUACACCAAUGUGUUCACGAAAGUACGGCCUUUCUUACAUGUAACCUCCUAAAAUCAGGACUGCUCAUAAAUAAUGCCAAAAAUUUCAGACCAAAAGAAUACAAAGGGAGCAAUUAUAGAAGUUUUUGUUUUAACUGACAUAAGCAGUACUUUAACAUUUGAGUAGAUUUUUCAGUCUUAAGGACUGUGAGGCCUUGAAGCCCUGCAUAGUAUCCUCUUUUAAAUUAGAUGUUCCUUUUGCAGACUAAAACUUUCUAAGCUUACUUACAACUCAGAAAAAUUCCACACUUCAUAUAGUGAAAGAAACCUGGAAUAGAUAAACAAUGACGGAAAGAAGGAAAUAGUAAAAUGAAGAGAUAGUUUAAGUAGAAACUUAGCUGAAUCUACAAUACAAGAUUUGAAAGUUCAAUCUAACUAAAUUCAGUUUUGUUUAUCUAAUGUAUAAUAAUUCUAUAAAAUAUUAUAUCCCUGUCAUCUAUCAAAACAGAACUUUGUAGGUCAAAGAAAAGCUGACAGAUUCUCUCAGUGGGGCUCUUGCAGUCCUUUCUGCCUGCUAGCAUGUUGCUUAUCAAAGCAUGACAGCCAUUUGGCUUUGAAUCUUUGUAUAGGAGGAAAAUAGUGAAAAUUAGAACAAGAUAAUAACAUUACACACCAGCUGCAUUUGUUCUGGCAAGGGAAAUUUCACAAAUCUGUGCGGUACAAUUAUUUGUAAUCAAAUAAUUUGUUUUCUUUGUAUGUUUACACAGAAAUUCAUACAAGAAAUUGCUUAGUUUUCUGAUUCUGAUACUUCUAUGAAUAUACAAGUGGAAUAGUUCUAAAUUUUCUAAAUAAAUUACUUGGGUUUGUAUACAAUUGUAAUUAUUUUUAUUACACUAUAAACUAUGGCAACCUGGGGGAGGGGAGGUUGCUUUUGAUGCUACUCCCCAAAUCUUUUAAUCAUGUAGAUAUCUAAAAUCUCACAGUGUUUUUAAUGCAAUGGCAUAAAAGACUUGAUCAUUUUUCAUAGCCAUUAUGUCUGAUUUAGGCAUCCAAACAAAAGUUUGAAAGGUGUGAGCUGAGUCACCAAGUCUAGUUCACUAUUUAAGACAGUGAAGUUACGUAGCUCUUCUGAUAUGGUCACUUUCCUGAUGUGUUAACAAAUGGAAAACUACAGACAUGCUUUGCUAUCCUAGGCUAAUUGAGACAAUUUCUACAACCUUUUUGGUGCAACAGGUUCCCCAUUCUUUCAGACAACUGGUUUUUUUCACUCUUCUGGAUUGUAAUGUUUUCUUGACAUUGGAUGAGCACAAUUAUGUAUAGCAUUCCAGGUAAAACCCCAGCAAUGUCUUCUGCAGUUAACAGUUCUCUUUCUAAUGCCUCACUUUUCCUCAACUAAUACUAAUGUAAUUUAUGAGCUCUCAGUUUUACAGCAAAAGUUCUUAUUUCCCAAUCGCAUGACAUUGUAUUUUGUACUGCUAAAUUUCCAGUCUCAAGUUCAUCCAACUAUGGUGCAAUACUCAGUUCUCCUCAGUUCUGAAAAUGCAUCCAGUCUUCUGCAUCAAGAUUUAAAAAUAAAACUUUGUAACUGAAUUGUA